AUGUCGUUUCCUGUUGUUCAAGUCCUUCGUACUCAGUCAACCGUUCCACUCAAACAGUCGUCACAAAAUAUUACAGAAAGCAAUGUUCGUCCUUUUAUAGACAUACCAGGACCUAACGGACUGCCGUUCUUUGGAUCAAUCCACCGGUACAUAAUGGCAGGNAUACAUGCAAAUUCAUCUACACUGGCUCCAAACUCGGUCAUUAUGGCUUUAAGCUACUCGAGUGUGCGCAGACGGUACUCAGAGUUCGUAUGGCUGGAUAAAAAACUAAGAGAAGAAACAAAAGACAGGUGUUUGCCUCCUCUUCCAUCUAAAAAAUUCUUCAGGCGUUUUUCUGUCGAAUUUAUUUUAAGUCGUCAACAACGAUUACAAGAAUACAUGGAAAGGACAAUAAAAGAUGAAGAAUUACUCUGCAACGCUCAUUUGCAUCUCUUCCUACAAACUCACUUCACUCCAAAAGAGAUUGAAUCUGUCCUCGAACGCAAAGAUCGCGAUGAUGUCAAUCACAUCAUUGUCUUGGCAAUGACCAACGAGCGUUAUGACCAUUGUCAUAACAACAUUUCUGAUUAUUCCCUAAAUAACUCCCAAAAUACCUAUGAAGUCAGUGACAACUCAUUUUGUAGUCUGGACUUGAAUGACGUCAUAUCUUCGUCCGAAAGCUUUUCUUCUGGUUACUAUGGAGAUGAUGAAAUCCCAGAUGGACUCGACUUAUCUKCAAGUAUUUCCAAUCCAUUUGAUUUGAAAUGCAUGACGGGUGUAUUCAACUCUUCCACAAGUUCGAAUUCUCAGGAAUUCUUGAGCUUUGAGGAAUUUUUUGAGUUUGAUAAAAAGGCAAAGUCAAGACGACKAACAACGAGACCAGCAGUUUCUACAAAAGGACACGAUGGACUAGUGGAAUGCGUGAUGCCAAUAUCUGAAUAUGACCAAGAAAGUUAUCUUGUAUUUUCUGUCAUAAAGCGUUACAGACCGAGAAGAGAGUCUAACGAGAAAUGGGUAAAGAGAAUGGUCAAUGAGUACGAAGUCUUGUCUCUUUUGUAAAAAAAUUAACUCACUUCACGGGACGUUAUAUUACUUUGCGCACGUGCGGUUCAAAAAUUUUUAGGCUUGCAAAGUAGUUUUCAGGAGUGUCAGGUUUUCCUGUUUCCCCARUGAAUGUCCCUCUCCCAAUAGACCGUUUCUAAAAAGAACAUASUGUAUUGUGGUCUAGCUUCAUUAGAAACAAUAACUCUAUUGUCACAUAAGCAUGAAACAAUUCUUAACUAUG
Exaiptasia diaphana is the source of this 1264-nucleotide messenger RNA. Its product is annotated as vacuolar protein sorting-associated protein 5. The record is from RefSeq and is a predicted model, not a curated record. Gene Ontology annotation, molecular function: phosphatidylinositol binding. Bases 1 to 1038 code for a protein of 345 amino acids. Gene Ontology annotation, biological process: intracellular protein transport. Lineage: Eukaryota; Metazoa; Cnidaria; Anthozoa; Actiniaria; Aiptasiidae. The transcript has 4 exons.